AUGGUUUUGUAUUGCUCUGUACCAAAGUUCAAAAUCAAGACAAAUUUAGACAAAGAGAUAAAAUGGGUCAGGGCCCACCAUUCAUCUAUGACACAUGAUGAUGACCUUGGCUCAUUCAGCGCUAAUGCUGAAUGCGCAAUUCUCACUUCUACCUAUGCUCUGCUGGAGGUGAUACUGGCCGGCAGAGACUGCUUGGUGGCCGGGGACUCGUGUUCGAGUGACGAAGCUUGUAGCCCACGUCUGAGGACUCUCCGACAGUGUGUGGCGGGCAACGGCAGUAUGAAGCUGGGCCCCGGGGCCAGGAGCCAGUGUGCCAAUGCCGUGUCUGCCCUGCUCUCAAGCCCUCUACAUGGCUGCCAGUGCAAACGGGGUAUGAAGAAGGAGAAGAACUGCCUGAGUAUCUACUGGAGCCUGCAUCAGUCCAUCAUACACGGACUCAACCUGGUGGAGAGUUAUCCUUAUGAGGCAGUGGAGAGAGAUUACGACUACGUUCGCUUGGCCUCUAUCACAGCCGAUUCUGAAGUUGGCAUGGCGACUGUCAACCGUUGCCUGGAUGCAGCCAAGGCUUGUAACGUGGAUGACCUGUGCCAGAAGCUUCGCACAGAAUAUGUCUCAGCUUGCAUCAAACCUACUGCCAAGUCAGGCCUGUGCAACAGGGCUAAAUGCAAUAAGGCUCUGCGCAGAUUCUUUGACCGGGUCCCUGCUGACUACACACACGAGCUGCUGUUUUGCCCAUGUACAGACACGGCAUGCGCAGAGCGUCGAAGACAAACUAUUGUACCCACUUGCUCUUAUGAAAGUGUGGACAAGCCCAGCUGUCUUACACAGACGAGAAUCUGCAAGGCUGACUAUGUGUGCAGGUCUCGCCUGGCACAGUUCCAGUAUGACUGCCAACCCUCCAAGUCUUCUGCCAAUGGCUGCAAGCAAGGAAACUAUGGAGCCUGUCUCCUCGCCUACACAGGCCUCAUAGGGAGUUCGAUAACCCCCAACUAUGUGGACAACUCCACUUCAAGUGUGGCCCCAUGGUGCUCAUGCUCAGCCACUGGGAACCAGAGAGAAGAGUGCUACGACUUCCUUGGAUACUUCACCGACAACAUUUGUCUCCAGAAUGCUCUACAGGCGUUUGGAAGUGAAUUAGACCAGCAGCCCAACCUCAGCCAACCCAGUCCACACAACCCAGGUCAGCGUGGGAGAGAAAUGCAUACAACUGCCUCUCCACCUGAAAUGAUGGAAACCACGCAGAGCCUUUUGGACACAAUAAUACCUACACAGGCGAUGGAAAAUGAACAACUGUUGGGCGCUACCACCCUGGUCUCCAAUAGUCUCCCAAAUUCCACUUCUCAUCUUAACCUAAUGCCUCAAGCUGCCUUCACGGGCCUUCUGUUGUUGCUCCUUCAUCUGCUCUGCAACACGCACUAA
Messenger RNA from Lampris incognitus (smalleye Pacific opah), 1419 nucleotides. It is a transcript of the gene gfra4b, whose product is annotated as GDNF family receptor alpha 4b. The record is from RefSeq and is a predicted model, not a curated record. Gene Ontology annotation, cellular component: signaling receptor complex; external side of plasma membrane. Lineage: Eukaryota; Metazoa; Chordata; Actinopteri; Lampriformes; Lampridae. The transcript is spliced from 8 exons. Gene Ontology annotation, biological process: nervous system development. Gene Ontology annotation, molecular function: signaling receptor activity. The coding region runs from base 1 to 1419 and encodes 472 amino acids.